Molecule: messenger RNA, 1475 nt
Organism: Chiloscyllium plagiosum (whitespotted bambooshark)
Lineage: Eukaryota; Metazoa; Chordata; Chondrichthyes; Orectolobiformes; Hemiscylliidae
Gene: rrm2
Product: ribonucleotide reductase M2 polypeptide
Biological process (GO): deoxyribonucleotide biosynthetic process
Cellular component (GO): cytosol
Molecular function (GO): ribonucleoside-diphosphate reductase activity, thioredoxin disulfide as acceptor
Source: RefSeq, a predicted model, not a curated record
UUGAGGAGCAAGCCGGAGCGCGCUCUGGGCUGUAGCUGAUUGUCUCCGAGUAGAUCUCUGCAGGAAUCCGCUUAAGCUCAGCAAGCAGACCCAGAGUCGGUUUAUUUGUUGUUUUAUUUAGUUUCUUGAGGGUUUCCCCUCCCACAUAAUCCAUCAGAGAUCUAGAGCGAGUUUAUUUAUUUUGCACUGGAAUAAAUCUAUCCGCACAGCUGCCCGGUCAUCACGACAAAGAUGUUGUCAGUCCGCACACCCCUCGCUGCCAGAAACGAGAAUGUCGUCUCUGCUCAGAUGAGCAAAGUCUGUUUGAAGGAGGACAAGGAGAACACGCCGCCUUCUUUGAGCAGCACUCGGAUCUUGGCCAGCAAAACCGCCCGCAAGAUUCUGGUGGACGCCGAUGUAACACUGAAAUCUGAACCAUCGGAUCACUCGAAUUUAAACGACGAGCCUUUACUGAAAGAGAAUCCGCGCCGUUUUGUUAUCUUUCCCAUACAAUACCACGACAUCUGGCGAAUGUAUAAAAAAGCAGAGGCGUCUUUUUGGACAGCAGAAGAGGUUGACCUCUCAAAAGAUCUCCAACACUGGGAUUCCCUGAAAUCUGAAGAGAAACACUUCAUUUCUUAUGUCCUGGCAUUCUUUGCAGCAAGUGAUGGCAUUGUAAAUGAAAACUUGGUGGAACGUUUCAGUCAAGAAGUGCAAGUAACCGAAGCUCGUUGUUUCUAUGGAUUCCAAAUUGCAAUGGAAAAUAUUCACUCUGAAAUGUACAGUCUUCUUAUUGAUACAUACAUCAAGGAUCCUAAGGAGAGGGAGUAUCUGUUCAAUGCAAUUGAAACUCUACCUUGUGUGAAAAAGAAGGCUGACUGGGCACUGCGUUGGAUUGGUGACCGUCAAGCAACAUUUGGAGAGCGAGUAGUAGCGUUUGCUGCUGUUGAAGGAAUAUUUUUCUCUGGCUCCUUUGCUGCUAUUUUUUGGUUGAAGAAACGAGGAUUAAUGCCAGGGCUAACAUUCUCCAAUGAGCUGAUCAGCAGAGAUGAGGGUCUGCAUUGUGAUUUUGCCUGUCUUAUGUUCAAGCACUUGGUACACAAACCUUCAGAAGAAAGUGUACGGUCAGUCAUUCAGGAUGCUGUCCAAAUUGAGCAGGAAUUUCUGACAGAAUCUUUACCAGUGAACCUGAUUGGGAUGAACUGCAUCUUAAUGAAACGUUACAUUGAGUUUGUAGCUGACAGACUGAUGUUGGAACUGGGUUUUCAGAAGAUCUACAAAGUGGAGAAUCCAUUUGACUUUAUGGAGAAUAUCUCAUUGGAGGGCAAAACCAACUUUUUUGAAAAGCGAGUUGGCGAGUACCAGAGAAUGGGUGUGAUGGCUAAUACAGCUGAUAAUUCAUUCACACUAGAUGCAGAUUUUUAAAUGGACCUAAAGAAUUGCAUGUGUCUGCAAAACUAGAUGGAAUAAACUUUACUUGAGUUUAUAGUCCCACA